This is a messenger RNA of Vicugna pacos (alpaca), 2696 nucleotides long. RefSeq names its product solute carrier family 25 member 23 (gene SLC25A23). The record is from RefSeq and is a predicted model, not a curated record. NCBI's taxonomy places the organism in Eukaryota, Metazoa, Chordata, Mammalia, Artiodactyla, Camelidae. Gene Ontology annotation, molecular function: calcium ion binding. Gene Ontology annotation, biological process: transmembrane transport.
CGCUGGGGUCGCCUCUUCGAGGAGCUGGACAGUAACAAGGAUGGUCGCGUGGACGUCCACGAGUUGCGCCAGGGACUGGCCCGGUAGGCGCUGGCGACCCGGACCGCGGCGCCCAACAGGGCAUCUCUCUCGAGGGUGAUGCUGACCCAGAUGGUGGCCUUGACCUGGAGGAGUUUAUCCUCUACCUGCAGGAGCGGGAACAGCGCCUGCUGCUUCUGUUCCACAGUCUGGACCGGAAUCAGGAUGGUCACAUUGAUGUCUCUGAGAUCCAGCAGAGUUUCCGAGCUCUGGGCAUUUCCAUCUCGCUGGAGCAAGCAGAGAAAAUCCUGCACAGCAUGGACCGUGACGGCACCAUGACCAUUGACUGGCAGGAAUGGCGCGACCACUUCCUGUUGCAUUCGCUGGAGAACGUGGAAGAUGUGCUCUAUUUCUGGAAGCAUUCCACGGUCCUGGACAUUGGCGAGUGCCUGACAGUCCCUGAUGAGUUCUCGGAGCAGGAGAAGCUGACUGGCAUGUGGUGGAAGCAGCUGGUGGCGGGCGCAGUGGCGGGUGCCGUGUCCCGGACGGGCACAGCCCCUCUGGACCGCCUCAAGGUCUUCAUGCAGGUCCAUGCCUCCAAGACCAACCGACUGAACAUCCUGGGGGGCCUACGGAGCAUGAUCCGAGAGGGGGGCGUGCGCUCCCUAUGGCGUGGCAAUGGCAUUAACGUGCUCAAGAUUGCACCUGAGUCAGCUAUCAAGUUCAUGGCCUAUGAGCAGAUCAAGCGGGCCAUCCGGGGGCAGCAGGAGACGCUGCACGUGCAGGAGCGCUUUGUGGCUGGCUCCCUGGCUGGUGCCACAGCCCAAACCAUCAUUUACCCCAUGGAGGUGCUGAAGACGCGGCUGACCCUUCGCCGGACGGGCCAGUACAAGGGGCUGCUGGACUGUGCGUGGCAGAUCCUGGAACAAGAAGGGCCCCGGGCCUUCUACCGUGGCUACCUGCCCAACGUGCUGGGCAUCAUCCCCUACGCGGGCAUUGACCUGGCCGUCUACGAGACCUUGAAGAACCAGUGGCUGCAGCAGUACAGCCACGACUCGGCCGACCCUGGCAUCCUCGUGCUCCUGGCCUGCGGCACCAUCUCCAGCACGUGUGGCCAGAUAGCCAGUUACCCCCUGGCCCUGGUCCGGACCCGCAUGCAGGCCCAAGCCUCCAUCGAGGGAGCCCCCCAGCUCUCCAUGCUGGGUCUGCUCCGUCACAUCCUGUCCCAGGAGGGCGUGCGGGGCCUCUACCGGGGCAUUGCCCCCAACUUCAUGAAGGUUAUCCCGGCUGUGAGCAUCUCCUAUGUGGUCUACGAAAAUAUGAAGCAGGCCCUGGGGGUCACGUCCAGAUCCUCAAGCCCACUGACGGAUCCUAGAUCCCCCUGCUCCAAGCCAUGGAUCUCCAAGCUCAGCCACUGGAUUCUGGAUCUCAAGAAACCUCAGCCACAGGAUCCUGACAGUGCAAUGCUGAGAUCCCGGGACCCCAGCCACUGGAUCCCAGAUCCCUCCCCCCUCCCUGGAUUCCUGAAAUCCUUUACCUCGACACUGGGUCCCAGAUCCCUCUGCUUCAAUUACCAGGUCCUAUAUUUCAACCAUUAUGCCCUCAACCCCUGGAUCCCAGAGUCCCAAGCCCUGACCUGCCAGAUCCUUGCUCCUGAAACCACAGGGGCGAGAGCCCAGUGGCAGAGUGAGCAGGUCCUGGCAGCUGCAGCCAUGGGAUCCCCAAUCCCUUCACCGCAGGCACUGGAUCCCAAACCCUCACCUAUAAGAUGCAGACCCCAACAUUUCCAGGCACUGGAUCCCCAAAGCCCAGACCCCCAGUCUAGCUCCCAAUAGACCCAUUGCAGCAUCCUGGGUCUUCCCCCAGUCCCAGACACACACCAGGACCCAGAGGUUCUGCCCCAUUGCACAAACCCCAUAGUCUACGGAGCCUCCCGGAAGCUCGAGUCCUGGCCUUUCAGCUCCAGAAGACCCCCAGGACUCGCCCACUGUCCUGACAUGACUGAGGCCGAUAGCAGGGGAAGGAGGCGCCCCUCCCAGGCCCUACACGGACGUCGGACCCCCACCCCCCUGCGGGGAAGCUGCUCCCCCAGCGCUCUGUGGGGGCUUCUUGCCCCUUCCCACUGGACAGGCUGAUCAUAACCCCCAGAGCCUGGGCCCCUCUGGGGGACCCAGUGGCUCUUUUUUAGGGGCUGGCGAGGAGGCAAUCUAAGGCUGGGGACACAUUAAGGGGAUUCCCCCCGACACACCCUGGCCCUGCCCGCCCCUCCCCAGGCUUCAGAGUUGGAAGCCAGGAGCAGCUUCCCUAAACCCAAGCCUCCAAUGAUGCAAAACAAACAAACCCCAAACCCUCAAAUCCCCCAAACUGACUCCAGGUCUAUUUUUCUACAAGAGAGGAGCAGACAGCCCAUCCAUCCCAAAUAACCCGAGCCCCCAGUACCCCAACCCGGGACACUCUGCACUUUAUGGUUAGGAUCUGAGCUUAAGAUAAUUGGGGGACCCCUCUCUCCAUUCCUUCCAAGCCCCUGGGGAGCCCCAUUAAAGGACUGUGAAAGAGGAACUGGGAUGUUGGGGGGUGGGAGGACCCCCCAAUGCUUCCACCUCCCCCACCUCCACUAUGCCCCACCUCCCUGCUUGUGUGUUAUUUCAAAGAAAAGAACAAAGGAAUACAUUUUCUAA